Molecule: messenger RNA, 2073 nt
Organism: Condylostylus longicornis
Lineage: Eukaryota; Metazoa; Arthropoda; Insecta; Diptera; Dolichopodidae
Gene: abs
Product: ATP-dependent RNA helicase abstrakt
Exons: 1
Coding region: 43-1896 (617 amino acids)
Biological process (GO): mRNA splicing, via spliceosome
Cellular component (GO): spliceosomal complex
Molecular function (GO): ATP binding; RNA helicase activity; RNA binding
Source: RefSeq, a predicted model, not a curated record
AAAUUUUGAGAAAAAUUUAUUUUUGCAUGCUUUUAAAUAAAAAUGAGUGAAGAUAAAUCGAAGUCAUCAGCAAAACGAUAUCGUGAAAAUGAUUUAAAUUCUAAAGAUGAUGAAGAUGAGGAUUAUACUCCAUAUGUGCCUAUUAAAGAACGCAAAAAAGAAAAACUUCUUAAACUUGGAAGAAUAGUGCAAUUGACUACGGAGUCGGCUGUGCCAAAAUCCUCAAGUGAAAAUGAAAAUGACGAGAAUUCGCAAGAGGAAUGGGGACGAAAAUAUAAUAUAAGUUUGUUAGAUCAACAUACCGAGCUGAAAAAAUUGGCAGAAGCUAAAAAAAUUAGUGCUGUAGAGAAACAGUUAAAAGAAGAAGAGAAAAUUCUAGAAAGUGUAGCAGAAAAAAAAGCUUUGAUGGGUGUCGCUGAGUUAGCAAAAGGUAUACAGUAUGAAGACCCAAUCAAGACAAGUUGGAAAGCACCACGUUACUUAUUAGCGAUGCCAGAAUUUAAAAGAGAACAAAUAAGAAAUAAGUUAAGAAUUUUAGUUGAAGGAGACGACGUUCCACCACCGAUAAGAUCAUUUAAAGAAAUGAAAUUUCCUAAAGGUAUAUUAAUAGGAUUAGAAAAAAAGAAGAUUAAGAAACCCACUCCCAUUCAAGUUCAAGGAAUACCUACUGUGUUAGCAGGUAGAGAUCUUAUAGGAAUUGCUUUUACUGGAUCUGGGAAAACUUUAGUUUUUGUUUUGCCGAUUAUCAUGUUUGCACUUGAACAAGAAAUUCGUAUGCCUUUUAUUAGGAAUGAGGGCCCAUAUGGAUUGAUAAUUUGCCCAUCUAGAGAAUUAGCUAAACAAACAUUUGAUAUAAUUAAACACUUUUGUAAAAUUUUAGAAGAAAACGGUAUGCCGGAAAUUAGAUCGUGUUUAGCAAUUGGGGGUGUAGCAGUAUCAGAAGCUACAGAGGUAAUAAACAAAGGUGUUCAUAUAAUGGUAGCUACACCGGGAAGAUUAAUGGAUAUGUUAGACAAAAAAAUUGUUACUUUACAUAUUUGUAGGUAUUUAUGUAUGGAUGAGGCUGAUAGAAUGAUAGAUAUGGGAUUUGAAGAAGAUGUUCGAACAAUAUUUUCGUAUUUUAAAGGACAGCGACAAACCUUACUUUUCUCAGCUACAAUGCCGAAGAAAAUUCAAAAUUUUGCUAGAUCUGCUUUAGUCAAACCCGUCACUAUUAAUGUAGGACGUGCCGGAGCAGCUUCUUUAAACGUUACACAAGAAGUUGAAUAUGUAAAACAAGAGGCAAAAGUUGUUUAUCUUCUACAAGUUUUGCAGAAAACUCCACCGCCUGUGUUAAUUUUUGCUGAAAAAAAACAAGAUGUUGAUGCAAUACACGAAUAUUUACUAUUAAAAGGUGUAGAAGCUGUUGCAAUUCAUGGUGGUAAGGAUCAAGAAGAGCGUUCGCGUGCCGUGCAAGCAUUUCGAGAUUCGCAAAAAGAUGUUUUAGUUGCAACAGAUGUAGCAUCGAAAGGUUUAGAUUUUCAAAAUGUACAACAUGUAAUUAAUUAUGAUAUGCCUGACGAUGUUGAAAACUAUGUACAUCGAAUUGGUCGAACAGGACGUUCAAAGGCAAAGGGUUUAGCAACUACAUUUGUUAAUAAAACAACAGAACAAUCUGUAUUAUUAGAUUUAAAACAUUUAUUAAUUGAGGCAAGGCAAAAAGUUCCAUUAUUUUUGGUUGAAUUAUGUCCAGAAUCUGAAAAAUAUUUGGAUUUAGGAGAUUCGCGUGGUUGCAGUUAUUGUGGUGGUCUUGGUCAUCGUAUUACAGAAUGUCCGAAAUUGGAAGCAGCACAGAGUAAACAAGCUUCAAAUAUUGGAAGAAGAGAUUACCUUUCGAAUACAGCUGUUGAUUAUUAGUCGUUUUAUGAAAAUUCAUAUAUUUGGGAAAUUAUUAUAAUAAAACCCAUAAUAUAUGUGUAUAUGCUUAUAAGUUCAUUUACAUUCCUUGUAUAUGAUUUUCCAAUGGAAAUUAGAUAUUAAAUCCUUACUUUUUACUGUUUUGACAUUUUAAAUUUAGUUUCAAAUAUAACAAAU